UCGUUGAAGUUCAAACUGCCACCCGGAGUUGAGCUGAAUUUGAAUUCUGCUCUUGCGGAUCACUUUUCUCCUCCUGGAUUUAAAUCUGUUUAUGUCCUAACUGACGUUUCCAGCCACUUCACGCCGGCCCCACCGCAUCUGCCGGCCGGCGUGUUCAACGUUUCCUUUAUUGUAAACAACAAUGAAGUGGGAGACAUUCGAACAGAGCAGGAGGCACCAAUCAUUUGUAGUCUGCGCCCGAGAAGCGGCUUUUGAAUCCCUCCUUCUCUGCCCACUCAUUGGCUGCGAGAGGAGUAGCGACAGUGUUUAAUGCACCAUGCGGUGUCCGCCGGAGUUCAGUCAGUGAGAGGAAGCGCUCGGGGUGCAGGGGCGCUGCGUUACGUGCGGAAAAUAGUAAAUAACGACUGCGAGUUUGCGUUCAAGAGAAUCACCCUUCUCCUGACAUCCGCGGGGAGACUUGUGCCAGAACGCUGCGUUGUUAGGCGCUGACCACCUCCACGGCAGCUGUCUCUCUAUCUCGUUUUCUCUCUCUGUGUGGACUUUGACGGGGGACGACCGACAAGGACAAAAAUGCCACUACGGGAAUCAGUAACUCCGCGCCGCCACGGACUGGUGGAAAAAACAACGAUCGCGGUUUAAACAUCCACUUUGGAUCUACCUUGCUGCUUAUCUGGAUUUUUUCCCCCCUUCUUCAUAGAGUAUUUCUCCUAACAGUUUUCCUUCCUGAAGAACGGUGACUCACUGCAGGCUGAAGGCGAGCAGCUGCAUCCUAAUCAGACAGCGGAGAGGACUUCAGCUCAUUGACAUUACAGUCAUACUUUUCUGGAGCACUUUUUUUUUUUUUUUUUUUUUUUUUUUUUUUUAUUUCCACUGCGCUGCACUGUAGCCUGCGUGUGCAUCGGAGGCUUGUGGCUUUUUUAUCCCCCCCUGCGCAGACUAGGGAAGGGGAACACGGGUACAGAAGUGGUUAGGGAAUGAAACUCCCCGAACCGCACUGGAACUGACUGUUCAGAUUCUCCCAACCUUUUCCCCCCUUCUUCCUCUUCAUCAUCAUCUUCUUUUUGGAUUGGAUAUUGAAGCAGUUUCUUUGGGUGGUAUGAGUGAACACUUACAAUGACUAUUCUGUUUGGAGACUGGAUCGCGAUUAUUGCUCAGAUGAGUCUGGGUGCUCAGCUGAAUAUAAAUUAGGUGUUCAGCACCACAGAUUGCUGCCAGAGGAAGAAACGACAGAGAAAGACAAUCUACAGAUUGACAAAUGUCAAGGCAUCGCAUGAUGAACAGGACUCUUCACUUGAUCCCGAAUAAUAGAAAUACCAAAUUUCAUCAAAAAAUCAACAGGUCACGGGAAGCGUAAAGACACAACAGAUUACUGCAGCUUUUACUGACUGGAGAUGUAUCUUUCUAUUUUCUUUUUCCUCCUCUUGUGGGCUCAAGCCCUGACAUUGAAAAACUUGAAUUACUCUGUCCCGGAGGAACAAGGUCCGGGAACAGUGAUUGGGAACAUUGCCAAAGAUGCCAGACUUGGACUCGAACAGACAGGACAGGGAGGACAGGGUAAGAAAGCCAACUUCAGGGUGCUGGAGAACUCGGCGCCGCAUCUCAUUGACGUGGACCCCCAAAGUGGACUGCUGUACACAAAACAGCGCAUAGACAGGGAAACAUUAUGUAAGAGAAACCCCAAGUGCCAGCUUUCCAUGGAGGUGUUUGCCAACGACAAGGAGAUAUGUAUGAUCAAAAUAGAUAUUCAGGACAUUAACGACAACUCGCCUUCUUUCCCCUCAGAUCAAAUUGAUAUUGACAUUUCUGAAAAUGCAGUGCCAGGGACACGCUUUCCCCUGACCAGUGCUCAUGACCCAGAUGCAGGGGAAAACGGCCUGAAAACCUAUCAAAUAACACGAGAUGACUACAAUCUCUUUUCCUUGGAGGUCAAAUCCCGUGGGGAUGGGACUAAAUUCCCAGAAUUAGUUAUUCAACGCCCACUGGACCGAGAAGAGCGAAGCCAUCACACCCUUAUUUUGUCAGCCACUGAUGGGGGAGAAUAUCCUAGGUCAGGUACCAUGCAGAUAAAUGUUAAAGUUAUUGAUUCCAAUGACAACAGUCCGGUCUUUGAUCAGCCCUCAUAUGUUGUGGAAAUUCCUGAAAAUUCGCCUCCUGGUAAAGUCUUGAUUGAUUUAAACGCUACUGAUCCUGAUGAAGGUAACAAUGGACAAAUAGUCUAUUCUUUUAGUGGCUAUGCCCCAGAGAGAAUCCGGGAGCUGUUUUCCAUAGAUUCAAGAACAGGGGUCAUAAAGAUUCAGGGUGAAAUUGACUACGAAGAAAGCUCACUUAUUGAGAUUGACGUCCAGGCAAAGGAUCUAGGUCCCAAUCCAAUCCCAGGCCAUUGUAAAGUCACCGUUAAAGUGCUGGACAAAAAUGAUAACUGGCCAUCUAUAGGCUUUGUGUCUGUGAGACAAGGAGCCAUCAGUGAGGCAGCACCUUCAAGCACUGUCAUUGCUCUGGUCCGUGUCACGGACAAGGACUCAGGCAGGAAUGGGCAGCUUCAGUGCAGGGUGCUGGGUAAUGUCCCUUUUAAACUUGAGGAGAACUAUGAUAACUUUUACACAGUGGUGACAGACAGGCCCUUGGACAGAGAGGUGCAGGAUGAGUACAAUGUUACGAUUGUGGCGAAAGACAAUGGGAUUCCUCCUCUAAACUCCACAAAAUCCUUCACUGUAAAGAUUCUGGAUGAGAAUGACAACGUUCCUCGCUUUACCAAGUCAGUGUACCUUCUUCAGAUCCCAGAGAACAACAUCCCUGGGGAGUACCUAGGUUCUGUUCUUGCACAUGAUCCAGACCUCGGCCAGAAUGGCACAGUGUACUACAGCAUAAUCAACUCAAACGUGAGUGGGGGCGACGUUAACACCUAUGUUAAUGUGAACGCUGCUAACGGAGCCAUCUAUGCUGUGAGAUCUUUCAACUAUGAGCAAAUAAAGUAUUUUGACUUUAAGGUUCUUGCUAGAGAUGCAGGAUCUCCACACCUAGAGAGCAACGCUACCGUACGCAUCAGCAUUCUGGAUGUCAACGACAACAUCCCUGUCAUAGUUUUGCCACUUCUCCAAAAUGACACGGCUGAAAUCCACGUCCCGCGAAAUGUUGGAGUUGGCUACAUUGUUACCACAGUGAGGGCGGUGGAUAAUGACUACGGUGAGAGUGGGAGGCUCACCUAUGAAAUCUCAGAUGGCAAUGACGAGCACCUCUUUGAGAUUGAUCCAGUUACUGGGGAGGUGCGAACUGCCCACCCAUUUUGGGACGAUGUGAGUUCCAUGGUGGAGCUGAUCAUCCGAGUAGCGGACCAUGGCAAGCCAAGUCUGAGUGCUGCUGCCAGACUCAUCAUCAAGGCUUCCAACGGACGUCCCCCUGAUGGACUGCCACACAUGAAGGACAAUCAGAACUGGGACAUGUCUCUGCCUCUUAUUGUGACUCUGAGCAUCAUAUCUAUCAUGCUUCUGGCUGCCAUGGUGACCAUAGCUAUCAAAUGCAAGCGAGAAAAUAAGGAGAUCCGUACUUAUAAUUGUCGCAUUGCAGAAUACUCGCAUCCUCAACUUGGGAAAGGCAAGAAGAAGAAGAUUAACAAGAACGACAUCAUGCUGGUGCAGAGCGAGGUGGAGGAGCGGGAUGCCAUGAAUGUGAUGAAUGUGGUAAGCAGUCCUUCCUUGGCCACCUCUCCCAUGUACUUUGACUACCAGACACGCCUGCCACUCAGCUCACCAAGGUCAGAGGUCAUGUACCUCAAGCCCACUGCCAAUAACCUCAGCGUGCCCCAAGGCCACGUGGGAUGCCACACCAGCUUCACAGGCCCAGUCACCAGCACUACAGACACCCCUACUAACCGCAUGUCCAUCAUACAGACGGACAAUUUCCCCACUGAGCCUAAUUAUAUGGGUAGCAGACAACAGUUUGUUCAAAGUAGCUCAACAUUCAAAGAUCCCGAGCGAGCGAGCCUCAGAGACAGCGGCCAUGGCGACAGCGACCAGGCCGACAGUGACCAGGACACCAACAAAGGCUCCUGCUGUGAUAUGUCUGCAAAGGAGGCGCUGAAGUUGAAGGCGUCGGGAGUGAAACCGCCCCCUCUGGAGCAAGAUGAGGAUUGUGUGAAUUGUACAGAGGAGUGCAGAGUACUGGGUCAUUCUGACCGCUGCUGGAUGCCCCAGUUCCCUGCCGGAGGAAACCAGGCUGAGGGUGUCGACUACCGCAACAAUAUGUUUGUGCCGGCGGGCAUGGAGACUCUGCCUGAGACGGAGACGUACGAGACUGUCAAUCCCAACGGCAAGAAGACAUUCUGCACUUUCGGCAAAGAGAGGCGUGACCACACCAUCCUGGUCGCCAACGUCAAGCCCUACCUGAAAGCGAAGCGCGCCCUCAGUCCGCUGCUCCAGGAAGUACCCUCGGCCUCUGGCAGCCCCACCAAGGGCUGCUCCACCAUGUCUCCCUGCUCUGCGGUCAAAAGCCCAGCCGACGGGGCUGAAGGCAAGCCUCCUCCCGCCACCUGCUCCGGCCACUACGGGCCUCCCGACGGUCAGUACCUGUCACCCACCAAACAAACCAGAGACCAGGGGGUGUACCCGUCCUUGCCUUCCUCGGACCCGGUGGCCAAAGUGCUCGCGGAGGCCCGCUCCAGGAUCAGCCAGGAGGCGACAGGCGAAAUGGAGUGCGCCCUGGAGCAGGUGGAGCCGGACGGGGGCCGCGACGGAAUGGACGCUGACCAGGUGGUGCGGGACAUCGACAAACUAUUGCAGGACUGCAGAGGAAGUGAGGCCACUGGCACACUCAGGAAGUGACACAGAGGAACGCGGCGAACGAGAAGUCGGAAGGCAGAGAGAAGAGGAGUAGGAUGCUACUUCAAAAACUCUCGCGCCAAAACUGUCACCAAAACGAAUUGAAAAGGAUAAAUGGCUCUUACGGAAGGAGCUUUUUUUUCCCCACUGCAUUUGUUGUAGAAAAGUACCAACACUGAACAGACAGACGUUUAUUAUGUCGGUUGUUUGGCACCGGUUCUGGUGCCGUGAUCCCUACCCACAAAAAUGGAACUGAAUAACGGACAUGCGAAUUCUGCUGAAUUUAUAAACUCUUUUCGUUUUGGAUUCUUAAGCAAAUUGCAGAGGUUUACGCCUCUGGCACCUCGCAAGCUAUUAUCUAAGUGCCCACCAGCUCAUAAGUGUGUUUGUUCAUGGUCUCUCGUGAAAUCCUACAUAUCUAAUUGUGUGUAGGGGGGGGAUUUUUUUGGUACGCGUGACGGACAACGAAACUGAAUGAAAAAGGACUAUUUAUGGUCAGACAUGACAAUCGAAAACGGAGGAACAAAUUUGAAUUUGUUUGGGACGGCGAAAGGCCGAGAAACGCAAAAGAACCUUAUCUUUUUUUGAAUUUAAUAUAGGUGUUUAACAUGUGAUGGAUCCGGUUUCUGAACGCGAAGAGAUUGGCUAAUCAGGGGUUUGCGGAGGACUGGUCGCUGGAGCGGCUUAAAAGCGCCACUGAAGGAGAUUUAUUAACAGUGUAACCAUGUUUCACCCGUCAUUUGUAGCUACAUGUGUAAGCUGUGUCUGUCUCACGCCCCUAUUUAAAUGUUCAUGUUGCUGACCGGUGUAGUUACACGCACCACUUUUACACACGUGCACUACGCUUUUCGCAAAAAACAUGCGGCCACAUGCACUGAUGUCCCACCACACACACGCACACAAAUGCACACACAAACACGAACGCUUAAACACGAUUGUCCAUCUGUGGAAUUGUCUUAUACAUGUACAUCAUCAGCUUUCAGUCCCUUGUGUACAGUGAAUUAUCAUGUGUGUGACUCUGCCUUAAGGCAAUCACAAGUUGUAUAAAAAGGGACAUUUUUCCUCAACUGUGAAAAGAUAAUAUCUAUAUGAUCAUAUAGAUGACUGUAUGUAUGAAUCCAUGUAUAGUGUCCAAAUAUUAACAAAAUAUUUAUACAUUUUUUUAAGAAAAAAAAAAAAAAAGAAGAAGAAGAAAUGAGGAAUCUCAACAAAAAUGUGUCCUGGAGUUACAAAGUCACGAGUGCGGGAAUUAACUCAAAGAACUGCGAAAGGACACUGCCAUUGUUUCGAAGACAAUUAUCCAAAUAUAUAAAUGAACAAGAAAAUGUCCCUUCACAUUAUCACUAUACAUAAUAUCAUUAUAUGUGUAAAUGUAACCAAUUUAGAUGUGUUUACAUCAAAAAAAUUGACAUAUUUUUUAUUGAUUUUACUGCAAUUUCUGUGCAUUUGAGCCAAAUUGUUAUGUGUACAAAAGCUAUAUUGUGUAUUUUAUUAAAUUAAUAUAUAGUUGUGUUGCAAUAUA
Molecule: messenger RNA, 6336 nt
Organism: Mugil cephalus (flathead mullet)
Lineage: Eukaryota; Metazoa; Chordata; Actinopteri; Mugiliformes; Mugilidae
Gene: pcdh17
Product: protocadherin 17
Exons: 5
Coding region: 1392-4817 (1141 amino acids)
Biological process (GO): homophilic cell-cell adhesion
Cellular component (GO): plasma membrane
Molecular function (GO): calcium ion binding
Source: RefSeq, a predicted model, not a curated record